This is a messenger RNA of Danio aesculapii, 1762 nucleotides long. Its product is annotated as protein C19orf12 homolog. The record is from RefSeq and is a predicted model, not a curated record. Bases 117 to 545 code for a protein of 142 amino acids. NCBI's taxonomy places the organism in Eukaryota, Metazoa, Chordata, Actinopteri, Cypriniformes, Danionidae. The transcript is spliced from 3 exons.
GCAUCAUAAAAGGCGGAGGAGCACAGCGCGGAAGCGUGAUGAUGAUGUCACUCGCAGACUGAUUUCUCAAUCAGAAAGUAAAGUCGAAGCAGAGGCUGUGUUUUUAGCACAACACAAUGAACCGUCAGAUAGAUGAUGUGAUGGGUCUCUGCUGUAGGGUUUCAGAAAGCAGACAGAUUAAAGCGGCUCUUCAAAACUCCAGCAAAGGGGCUGCUGCCGCCGGCGGAGGGGCUUUUGUAGGUGGACUACUCGGAGGUCCACCCGGUAUAUUUAUUGGCGGUGCUUUGGGAGGUGCGUUUGGAUGGUGGAUGACUAGUGGCAAAUUCCAUCCUCUUCAUCAGAUCAUCAUGGAGAUGUCUCCCCAACAGAAGAAUAAGCUGUACUCUGAGGUCAUGGUCGUGCUGGGCAAUCUGGAUUGGGUUGACAUGGCACAACUCAUUUUUCUAGUAAUGGGUAACUCCUCUCUACAGAUGCGAGUGCUUACUACUUUGAUCUCUUUUGCAACAAAAGAGCUUGGAGCCAAAAUAGAAUAUGCACAAAAAUAGUGGAUUAUUGACAGCUGUUUAGUCUACGAUUGACUUGGUAACACAUUAGUUUAGCUCAUAAUUCAUGCUAUUAACUACUGGCUUAUUACCUAUCAUUAAGAUAUUAACAUAAUUCAUUAGUAGUUCAUCCCUAAUCCUAACCAAAAGCUAAACCCAACUUCUAGCUUACUAACUAUUAAUAAACAGCUAAUUAGUAGUUUAUUAAGCUAGGAGUGCAUGGUUUGUUAAUACAAUGAAUUGUGACUUAAAUUAAAGUGUUACCUUUGACUUUAUGAAGAGCUUUGUUGGUUGUUUCUUUAGUAUCAUGCUGUAAUAAUAUGUGUAUUGUAAGUGUCAUGGUCUAUUCCUUUUCAUUUUAAAAGUUUUAUAUGAUAAUUUGAGGGUGACGCAGUGGUGUAGUAGAUAGUGCUGUCGCCUCACAGCAAGAAGGUCGCUGGUUCAAGUCUCGGCUGGGUCAGUUGGUGUUUCUGUGUGGAGUUUGCAUGUUCUCCCUGUGUUCGCGUGGGUUUCCUCUGGGUGCUCCGGUUUCCCCCACAGUCCAAAUACAUGCGGGACAGGUGAAUUGGGUAAGCUAAAUUGUCUGUAGUGUAUGAGUGUGAAUGAGUGUGUGUGGAUGUUUCCCAGAGAUCGGUUGCGGCUGGAAGGACAUCAGCUGCGUAAAUAUAUGCUGGAUAAGUUGGCGGUUCAUUCUGCUGUGGCGACCCCUGAUUAAUAAAGGGACUAAGCCGAAAAGAAAAUAAAUGAAUGAAUGAUCAUUUGAAUUUAAAAAAUUUAGCAUGUUUAAGCUUCUGAUUAAGUAAUUGUUUAUCAUUUCUAAAACAUAUGAUUUCAAAAGCACAUGACGAGCCAUUUCAGUGCAGUUUAAAGGACAAAAAAGAAAAACAAAUUCUGUCAUUAGUCACCAUGACGUUAUUCCAAACCUGUAGGACUUGUUUUGUUCUAUGGAACAUAAAUAAAAAAUGAACGUCAGUUUUGUUUACACUUGCACAUGCACUGUGUGGAUUUAAAUGACAUUUCUCAAAAUACAAUCUCUGCAAAAGAGAAAUGAGAAAAUAAUGACAGAAUUUUUAUUUUAGGUAAACUGUCCUUCUUACUAGUUAUCUAAAAUAAAUAAAAUAAAUAAAUAAAUAUAUUUAAUAAUUUAUUGAAUUUGCUAAAUUAUACUUUCUAAAAAUGCAGAACAUGACCAGAAUCAGUCAGAUAUAAAUGUUCAUUAU